AAGAACUAUUGUAAUAUAGCAAAGUAGUUAGACAGCAAAAAAGCAUGGAAACCCAAGGAAGUCUGGAAAAUUAUGUCUCAGUUUGGAAUCUGGGAAAUUCGGUUUGCAUUCAAAUGGCUCUAAGAGCUGCAAUAGAGCUCGAUGUCUUCAAUAUCAUUGCUAAGUCAGGGCCAGAAGCUCAUCUUACAUCAAAAGAAAUUGUUUCAGAAAUCCCCACCACAAACCCAAAUGUAGCAGCUAAGAAUUUAGAGCGAAUCCUUAAGCUUCUUAGUGUCAAUUCCCUCCUUUCUACCUCUCUCAAACCAAGCCUAAAUGACAAAACACCACAAGAAAGGGCUUAUGGCCUAACAAAAAAUGCACUUUGCCUGGUGCCAAAUGAAGAUGGAGUUUCUAUCGCACCAUUAAUUAUGUCAGGCUCUGAAAUGCACGUUAUACAGAGCUUAUACAUGCUCAAGCACUCAGUGCUUGAGCCAGAGAGUAUUCCGUUCUAUAAAUUCUACGGAGAAAAUUUUUAUGAAUACAUGUCCCAGAGACCUGAGACCUUUUCAUCGUUCAACAAGCUCAUGAGAACAACCUCUUAUUUAUAUUUUGAUCAGAAGGUGCUUAAGGUUUAUCGAGGUUUUGAAGAAGUGAAAGAGCUUAUGGAUAUAGGGGGUGGUGAUGGAAGUUCCCUUGCAAAAAUUGUGUCUAUGUAUCCUCACAUCCAUGGCAUCAAUUUCAACUUGCCUAGUGUUAUUGCUCAGGCUCCUAAAUAUCAAGGUGUGAAGCAUGUCAGUGGAGAUAUGUUUGACUCGAUACCAAAAACACAGUCAAUUAUAUUGAAGUGGGUACUUCAUAACUGGGAUGAUGAGCAUUGCAAGAAGAUAUUGAGAAACUGUUGGGAGGCGUUACCAGAAACCGGAAAAGUAAUAGUUGUGGAAUAUUUCAUGCUUCCCGAAGAAUUAGAGAAUACCCUAGAAACAAUGCAGAUAUUAACGGCUGAUGUUAUCAUGAUGACAUUUUUUUAUGGUAAGGAGCGAACAAUAGCUGAAAUUGAUAACCUAGCCAAAAGUGUAGGGUUUAUUGAAACAAAGAUUGUCCAUGUUUCUCAUGGAACAUAUGUUAUCGAGUUCCUCAAGAAAAAACAUUAAAUAGUUACCUAGAAUAACAUAUGUGAGAACAAAAAAUAUGCAAGAGAGAAAUAAUCAAGUUAUUAUCAUAUAUAUAUAUAUAUAGCCUAUAUAUAUAUAUAUAUAUUUUGUAACAAGAGAGAGUUCAUAUCUUUAGUGUACUUUCUUCACGAAUAAAAGAUAUUUUUGGUUGUAUUUGAGCCAAGAACCUUC
Rosa rugosa (rugosa rose) is the source of this 1322-nucleotide messenger RNA. RefSeq names its product (S)-scoulerine 9-O-methyltransferase-like. NCBI's taxonomy places the organism in Eukaryota, Viridiplantae, Streptophyta, Magnoliopsida, Rosales, Rosaceae. The record is from RefSeq and is a predicted model, not a curated record. Gene Ontology annotation, biological process: methylation. The transcript has 3 exons. The coding region runs from base 45 to 1130 and encodes 361 amino acids. Gene Ontology annotation, molecular function: S-adenosylmethionine-dependent methyltransferase activity; protein dimerization activity; O-methyltransferase activity.